AUGGCUGAUUUGAUUCUUAUUGCAGUGUUAGUAGUGGUCGUUACUCUUAUUCUUAAAAACGUUCUCUUUUCGUCAGUUUCCACAGUAGAUGUGGUCAAGGAAAUUGACGAAUCGGGAAAAACUAAGGAAGAAGAAGAAGAGCCCACAGUUAUUCAAGACUAUACUCCGAGAAUGUUGUCCAACUACAAUGGGUUUGAUUUGGAGAAGAUUUAUAUUGGAGUCAGAGGCAAAGUGUAUGAUGUGAGUAGUGGCAGAAGAUUCUAUGGCCCUUCUGGACCUUACUCAAAUUUUGCAGGUCACGAUGCAUCACGUGGUUUGGCCAAGAAUUCGUUUGAAUUGGAGGUGAUUCGGUCGUGGGAUGAACCAAUUGAUGAUCUCUCGGAUCUGUCUGAAGCUGAUUGGACCAGCUUGAAAAACUGGGAGGGCAUGUUCCAAGGGAAGUAUCCUGUUGUGGGAAGGCUGGUUAGCGAGAAAGAGUAUAAGACGAGUAGUAACCAGGCUCAUGUCAUGGAUUAG
Brettanomyces nanus is the source of this 516-nucleotide messenger RNA. RefSeq lists its product as uncharacterized. The record is from RefSeq and is a predicted model, not a curated record. Gene Ontology annotation, cellular component: endomembrane system; membrane. The coding region runs from base 1 to 516 and encodes 171 amino acids. The transcript has a single exon. NCBI's taxonomy places the organism in Eukaryota, Fungi, Ascomycota, Pichiomycetes, Pichiales, Pichiaceae.